Messenger RNA from Patiria miniata (bat star), 2658 nucleotides. Its product is annotated as amino acid transporter AVT1J-like. Gene Ontology annotation, biological process: L-alanine transport; amino acid transmembrane transport. Bases 262 to 1740 code for a protein of 492 amino acids. The record is from RefSeq and is a predicted model, not a curated record. Gene Ontology annotation, cellular component: vacuolar membrane. Gene Ontology annotation, molecular function: L-alanine transmembrane transporter activity; L-proline transmembrane transporter activity. Lineage: Eukaryota; Metazoa; Echinodermata; Asteroidea; Valvatida; Asterinidae. The transcript has 9 exons.
CGCUAUUUUCUCUGGAGGGAAAAAGGUCAGCUCUCUUAUUUACACGCCACAAAAGCACACUGCCAGGUUCACUCAACCGUCACAAUUCUAUAACCAUAGAUGCACUAUUAGGGGCUGGUAAAGGACGAUCUCCUAUUUAUGGAAUAUAUACGAGGAAUACCGACCGAUGCAAAGCAACUCAGGGACUCUUGAAGACGGGUUUAAGCCGUACAGCAGGUUGAAAUAUCUCAGUUCGUCUGAUAACCCUUGCCAGCCGUAACCAUGGAAAUGGAGACAUCACGGGAAACAUCUCCCAUACUGUCUCCUAGCAACGCUUCAUUAAACGAAACGGGACCUCAUUCUUUGUCUUUGAACCACACGGAACCAGCUAAGAAUGGUGACGAAACAUACGAACAACUGAACGAGCCAGAUGACAGUGACAGCGACAAUGGUUUGAAUGUGUGGCAGGCCGUUCUGUUUCUCACCAGUCUUCUCGUUGAUUACUCUCUCCUCGCUGUGGAAGCUUUAGUUAUCAGUACAGGCUGGAUAAGCCUCUUUCUGGCGACCGUUUUAUGUAGCGCAAUUGUUUACACUGCCAUACUGAUCGGCCGUUGCUGGAUCAUCGUACGGGGAAGAUGGCAGAAUGAGCGGCAUCCUUACGGAGCGAUCGGCUACGAGGCUUUCGGGUCAUGGGCAAGGGCCGUCAUUAAUGUGGUCGUGGAUGUGUGCUGUUUUGCCACUGCUACUGGUAUCUUGACGCUGACAGCAGAGACUCUCUUCGUGCUCGGCGGGCAGGCGCUUCACGGCAAAUAUUGUCUUCUCCCGGUCGUGAUUGCCGUGGUCGCCUGCCCGUUCAUGUGGCUUGGGACUCCCCGGGAUCUGUGGCAAUUGGGUGCAGGGGGCGCUUUGACUGCUUCCUUGGUGUACGUACUGAUAUUCAUCGGUACAAUUGUCGACGACGAAAACACGGAGGCCGAACCAGACUACUCCAACUUCACCAAUGUUACCGUAGGGACGCCCUCUAGCGUUGGACAUGUACGCGGUACUUUGCUAGUGCACCUGGCGGAGAUUUGCGGAAUCGUCCAGGUCGCCCUUGGUAUACAUUACAUUGUGCCGGGUCUUCAGCGCGACAUGAAACAGCCGGAGAAAAUUACCAAGACUGUCUGUGUGUCGUUUGCAUACACAUUUGCUUUAGCUAUACCUGUUCUGAUUGUAACGUACGUCUUUCAGCGAGAUCGUCUGGCUUACGCGACAGCCGACACCACAGUUCUUGCCGUGUUGACCCCAGGGCCGCUGUCCGUUGUCGCCGCUGCGCUGUUUCUACUCCGUAACAUCGUAGCUCUAGUCACAGUUAACAACCCACUCUUCCAAUCCAUGGAGGAAAGACUAGAUAUUGCUUCCGAGUUUACGUGGAAGCGAGUGGCAUUGCGGACUGUCGUGUGUUUCAUGCAGCUCUUUAUUGGGGAGACUAUACCACACUUUGGUGUCAUCUUAGCCCUGGUAGGGGGCGUCUGUUACCCCAUCCUUAUCUUCUUGGCUCCCGCCAUUUGUUACCUACGGCUUCGAAACAUCCACACACCCGAGAAGUACAAAGAAUCCAAAGCAAUAUGGAUACUGGAAACAGCCGUCUGCUGGCUGAUUAUCGUGAUCACGCCCAUCAUGGCGGUGGUAAUACUGUACGUAAUGGGAACAGGCAUAUUCCAAGGCAAAACAGUCUUCACUGUUCCGUGCUUCAUCAAUGCCACACUAGCUCACGAAUAAUAAAGAAUGCUUGAACGCCAUAUGGUAACCAUUUCAACCAUUAGUACACGCAUGCGCAUAUUCUUUUGAAGCGUCGUGGUUAUAAUUAUGAGCAGAGAUCCGACGAACGUUUCAUGGUUAAAAUCUCCAGGUUAGCGUGAACGGCAUUGCUCACAAAAAGGUGAACAUUACAGUAUUAUAUGUGUGGCUGGGUCUUAUUGAUUAUCUAACUAUAAACAAAUCUUACAUAAAUUCUAAUCGUAACGAAAUUAGAAACUAACAACAUGUAUUGACAUUCCUUUAAAAAAAAACUGAAACAAAAUGUAAUUAUAUUGCUGACUGACACGCCUUGUUUUAAUUAAAGUGCACAUUACUCAGUUGAGAAUUAGCAUAACAUUGUGAUUUAUUUAUUUAUUUAUUUCAUUUCUUUGCCCAGAGUAUGCCCAAACAGUUCAAAACUGGUUUCCAUUAUGGCCCUGCAUACAAUAAAAAUGACAACAAACAUUUGUAUAAACACAACGUAACGCAACGCAACGCAACGCAACGCAACGCAGCGCAGCGCGACGCAACGCAACGCAACGCAACACAACACAAUGCAAUACAGGAAAUUCAUGGGUAUUUCGAACCAAAUUGAACUUUUUCCUUCCAAACCUAACCUUUUAAUUGACGUUGUUAGAUGGUCGUUUUUUUUACUUGAAUAUAAUAUACAUGUACGAGGUUUAACUGAAAAAAGGAGAAAAAUAGUUUGACAAUUGCCGUGCCCGCUGAAGCAGAUCGAUGUCACAGGCGUAAAAAAGUAUCCCCCCUUAUUCUUUUUUAGAUUCACCCCGCAAACCUUUAUUCUGAUUCAAAGCAUCGUCUUGAAUAUUCAUUUUCAUUGACCAAUCACUUUCGCCGUUACCACAAUAGAGAUUCGGAAUACGGAGCGCGGCCCGCGUU